Molecule: messenger RNA, 805 nt
Organism: Brassicogethes aeneus
Lineage: Eukaryota; Metazoa; Arthropoda; Insecta; Coleoptera; Nitidulidae
Source: the annotation of a GenBank genome assembly
UUCAUCCAUUCAAUCAAACAUGUUGACCAAGAUUUUGUGCGUUUUUUCUUUGGUGGCUCUUGCCAGUGCUGGACUUUACAGCCCACACGCCUACUCUAAUGUAGCUCACACCGCCCCAGUUUUGACCCAUGCCGCCCCAGUAUUGGCCCAUGCUCACCACGAUGUUGACUACUACGCACACCCCAAAUACGAGUACAGCUACGGAGUCCAAGAUGCCCACACCGGUGACCACAAAUCUCAACACGAAGAACGUGAUGGCGAUGUUGUCAAGGGUUAUUACACCGUUGCCGAACCCGAUGGUACCCUCAGAACCGUCCACUACACCGCCGAUGAUCACAACGGUUUCAAUGCGAUUGUAGCUCUCGCAGCCAUUGUUGCUUGCUCCCAUGCUGGUAUUAUCGGGGGGCAUGGUGGAUAUGGUGGUUAUGGGGCAUACGUUUCUGCCCCAAUUGCCUACUCCGCCCCUUUGAUUAAAGCCGCCCCCGUAGUCGCUGUAGCCGCCCCUGUGGUCAAAACUUCCGUCGAUUAUUAUGCUCAUCCAAAAUACGAAUUCAACUACGGAGUAGCCGAUGCCCACACCGGCGACCACAAAUCCCAACACGAAGUACGUGACGGCGAUGUUGUCAAAGGCUCUUACACCGUUGCCGAACCAGACGGCACCCUCAGAACCGUCCACUACACCGCCGAUGACCACAACGGUUUCAACGCAGUGGUCACAAGAACAGGACACGCUGUGCACCCUGUAGCCAUCAAAACCGUUGCCGUGGCUCCAAUCGCUUUGGGUCAUGGUCACGGUUACCAUUAA